AGAGGGAGAAGGAUAUAUUGAACUCAUGGUGUGUUGGUGUUAGUUUGAGUGUGAUCAAUUAAAAGUUAAGAAUGGAAGCAGCAUCUGGUUUAGUUCCCUCUGUGCAGGAAAUAGCAAAGGAGGCAUUAGCACAAGUUCCACACCGUUAUGUUCGUCAUCAGCAUGACCGUCCAAUCUUCACCACCUCCACUAAUCCUCAUGAUUUGCCUCAAGUUCCAGUCAUUGACAUGGCCAAAUUGUUGUCACAACAUCACAGGGAACCUGAACUGCAGAAACUGCACUAUGCUUGCAAAGACUGGGGAUUCUUUCAGCUGAUUAAUCACGGAGUGGAUACUUCAUUAUUGGAGAAUGUGAAGAAAGGUGCUCAAGAUUUCUUCAAUCAGCCAGUGGAAGAGAAGAGGAGGUUUGGGCAGAUAGAUGGAGAUGUGCAGGGAUAUGGUCAGGCCUUUGUAGUCUCUGAUGAACAGAAACUAGACUGGGCUGACAUGUUCUUCAUGUUCACCCUGCCACAUCAGAUCAGAAAGCCCCACUUGUUCCCAAAGAUUCCCCUACCAUUCAGAGAUUAUUUGGAAGACUAUUGCGGAGAAAUGGAAAAGCUUGCAGUGAAAAUGCUUGGCCUUAUGGCUGAUGAUCUUUCUAUACACCCCAUGGAAAUAAGGGACAUGUUAGGUGAAGCUGAGCAAUCACUAAGGAUGAACUAUUACCCGCCGUGUCCGCAGCCGGAGCUUGCCAUGGGACUGAGUUCUCAUUCUGAUGGUGGUGGCCUCACCAUACUUCUUCAAGCCAAUCAAGUUGAAGGCCUCCAAAUUAAGAAAGAUGGACUCUGGAUUCCUGUUAGGCCCCUGCCUAAUGCAUUCAUCAUUAACAUUGGGGACAUGUUGGAGAUCAUAACGAAUGGAAUCUAUAGCAGCGUUGAACAUCGAGCAACGGUUAACUCAGAAAAGGAGAGGCUUUCCAUAGCAACAUUUUACAACCCUGCUUUAGAUGCUAUUAUUGGUCCCGCACCAAGCCUUGUUACUCCUGAAACACCGGCAGCGUUCAAGAGAAUCGCCGCCGGGGAGUACUUCAAAGGAUACCUCUCACAAGAACUGCGUGGGAAAUCAUUCCUUGAUAGCAUUAGGAUCCCAACUGGAAAGUGAGGAAAUCUCUUACAAGCUCAUAUUAUGUAAUAAGAACACUGAUAAUUGUGUAUGUUGAUUGUUCAUGAUAAAAUUGCGGCUACUCUUAUCCUUA
Arachis stenosperma is the source of this 1233-nucleotide messenger RNA. Its product is annotated as oxoglutarate-dependent flavonoid 7-O-demethylase 1-like. The transcript is spliced from 4 exons. Lineage: Eukaryota; Viridiplantae; Streptophyta; Magnoliopsida; Fabales; Fabaceae. The record is from RefSeq and is a predicted model, not a curated record. Bases 72 to 1139 code for a protein of 355 amino acids.